CAACCGACGGGCGUAUAAAGAAAAACUGAAAGGUCGCGGAGCCCAAAGCAAUGCCGUGUGCCUGCGACUAUUUACGACCGACGACUGGAAGCUGGCAUAACAGAUGGCGAAUAGCUGAACGUGAGAGAUAGCCGAGAGAAAACUGCGUCGUCCUCGGUUGUAGAGAUUCGUACUCGUGUGUUAGUUUGCUGUUGCGUUGGGUUCUAGCCGAGACCGUCAGUUUAUGAUGAGUGGUUGGAGCUGCUACUUUGUCUCCUGCUGUGCAUUGCUCUACCUCCUCAUCCAGCCACAGAGUACUGGUGCUCUGGAGUGUCUGUGCAACGACUGUAAGACUGGAGUCUGCCACACCGAGGCCGGAGGAGCCUGUUUUGUACAGAUACUGGAAGCAGAGCGGGUCAAAAUAAGCGGUUGCACCUCGGAAUCCUUCGUUCCAGACUACUGCGGCACUGACCAAUCAGACGACUCGAAGGCCUGUUGUUUCAGUAACUACUGUAACCACUGGAGCACCACUAGCAGUAGAGAGGCCAGGAUCAGUGAUAAAAACAAGACGGGAAUGGAGACUGACGAAUCAACCGGCUCGUCGGGCGGAGACACCUUGGAAACCAUCGCCAUAGUAUCCGGCGUCAUUGCUAGUUUCUUCAUCAUCAUAGCGGCGUCCGUCUCUCUCUCCUUCUUCUACUGUUACUGCUGUCACCGGCGGAGUGACAGGGAGAGGACGGAGGACAUGGGCGAGUGUGGCGAUUCCUCACCUUCUCCUGUGGCCAGUAUCGGUCCAGUCGCCUUCCAACCUCAGGGCAUCUCCCUGGGCAAGCUGAGCACACAUCCAUUCCCCUCCCUCCAACAGCGCCACAUUGUCCAGCACACCAGUCUCCAGAAGAACCUGGAGAAGGGGAGGUUCUGUGAUACCUACAUCGGAGUGUGGAGGAGAGACCAGGUCCUCGUGAAGGUCUUCAGCGAGAAAGCCGAGAGGAUUUGGUUCAAUGAGAGCAGAAUACACCAGCUCCAACACAUGCGUCACGAAAACGUCCACUGUUUCUAUGCCACGGACAACCCAGACUCCUCAUCACACCAUUUCAUCGUCCUCGAGUACCACAGACACGGCUCGCUCUACGAAUACCUCCAGAAAACGACGCUGCAUUCCUACAACGUCGUCACGUUUGCGAUGGCCAUCGCGGACGGACUGGCGUUCCUGCACUCUGACCUUAGCGAUGAGUUGGGAAGAAAGCCUUCCAUAGCCCACAGGAACAUCAGCAGCGAGAGCAUCUAUGUGACUGCAAAUGGCUCAUGUUGUAUCUCGGAUUUCUCACUGGCCGUCACGAGCGCAGACAACCCCGCAGACCUAUCAUCCACCACCACUCCUAAUCCCGACUACAGAUAUCUGGCCCCCGAGUUCCUGGCCAGCCCUCCAGCCACGCCCACUCUAGAGACCCUCAAGAAAGGAGACAUUUAUUCCUACGGUCUCGUGCUGUGGGAGAUUGCCAGACGAUGCUCUGUACUAGGGAUGGUAGAGAGUGUGUGUCUGCCCUACUCCACAGUUCUCCAACAGACUCCAGUCCAGAGAGACGAAAUGAGAGAUAUUGUCAUCACCCGCGACCUUCGACCUCCCGUACCCGACCAGUGGAAUAGGGAUGAGACAAUGAGAAUUAUCCUGAGAACAAUCACGGAGUGUUGGCACGGCAACAGCACGGUCAGGCUCACUCCGCAGCGAGUCAAAAAGACACUCUGGAAGCUGAGUCAGCAUAUUCAGCCGAAAAUGUACGACAAGAACGGCAAGCUACUGACAAUAGAGAGAAACCGUCCGUUGUCAGAAUCACCCGUUCAAAUGGUAUAACACGCUCCUUCAUAAUAAAUUGCAUCAGUAUUAUUAUCUCGUCUUCUCAGCCAACUUCGAUAUUAUUAUCACUCUCCUAUUAUUAUUAACAACUUUUCUCUGUGCGUUUGUAAACUUUUGCCUCUUCAUUUGUUUCUCGUUGCCAAAAUUAUAUAUAGCAGUGUUUGUAGAUGUGUAUAUGUUUAACAAAUUAUGAUUUCUCAUUUGUGUUGUUCAAACUCCGCCCAAAAGCAAGGCUUUCUCAAUGCAUUUUCUAAUUCCUGCAGUCCAUUUUACCUCAUCAAACUUUUUCUUUCGUUUUUCUUUUUCAUAACAAAAUUGACGUUUUUUUCUUUCAAGAUUUGUUUGUAUCUUAUAAAUUUUUAGUGUGUUGUGCGCCCAGUGUGUUUUUUGUUCAUCAAUUGGAAGAUUUAUUGUUGCUUUUGUCUGUACGUGAAUUCCAUGCAAGUCUCUUAUCUUGAUCAACUAAACUUGGUUUGGCUGUCGUGCUACAAGCCACCAGGUGGAAAUUCAAGGCCACCUGCUUCACCAGUCUCUUCUUGCU
Molecule: messenger RNA, 2375 nt
Organism: Geodia barretti
Lineage: Eukaryota; Metazoa; Porifera; Demospongiae; Tetractinellida; Geodiidae
Source: the annotation of a GenBank genome assembly